This is a messenger RNA of Penaeus vannamei (Pacific white shrimp), 630 nucleotides long. The record is from RefSeq and is a predicted model, not a curated record. Lineage: Eukaryota; Metazoa; Arthropoda; Malacostraca; Decapoda; Penaeidae.
GUGGUCAUGUGGAUUGCCCAGUUCUCAGAUCCUAGUGAGCUGCCUGUUUCCAGGCUCUGCCUCUCCUACACACAGUGGUCCUUCCAUCCAGGGUUAUCCAUACAGGGCAUUGUUAGAUCUUCAAAUGGGGAAGUGAAUCUUUCUGCACAGAAAUUAAUCCAGUCAUCACGCCCACUGACUGUUGUAGACAUCAGCAGGGGGACUGUGAAGCAGACAGGCCCACCAGAUAUCCAUGCACGUCGCAAUGUUGCUGCACUGCACCAGGAACUUCUCUCACUCUGGCAUGAGCUGCCAGAUAUCUCGGCUCCAUCUGAGAGUCUGUUAGAACCUGUCCGUGCAGCAGCUCCACUAGUCAAGCAGUUUUUACAUGACUAUGACCGUCUCAUCUCUUGUGAUGGACAGGUGCGACAAAAUUUCAUUCGAGCAUUUUUACGAUCUCUUCAGUAUACAGCCCUCGCCAUCAUAACAUGGACACAGCAUGAGUGGGCAGUACAGCGUCGCCGAUCUGGAUACGACACCUUGAAGCAAGCUCUGUGUUCAGUGUUUGACCUGGAUGAUUUAGACCUUCGAAUUGUUUUAGCACAAGCAGAACUUCUCCAGCCAGGCUUCUAUUCAUAUGCCAUGACAUGA